GGCCGCGGCCGAGGGGCGCGUUCAAACGCGGCGAGGGAAGGAGCGGGGAGAGGAGCCGAACGGGACCGCGGAGCCGCCGGCAUGUGCUGGUACCGGGCUUUUCUCUAAUUCUCCAUGGCAGCAGCACAGGGUCCUGUGACCUGUGAGCCCGACACCCGCGUCCUCGGCACCUACCUCUCCUCGGAGCCCGUCGGCGUUGUCGGCAGCAUGGGCAGCGUGGGCAGCCUGGUAGAGAAGCAGGAUCUGUCCCCCCUGGAGCUGCGGGCCCAGCUGGGAGGCUCGCGGGGGCUUCGGCAGCCCGACGGCUUGCUGCGGAAGGGGCCGAGCCAGCGGGAGCUCUUUGGCUACCUGCAUGGGGCCAAGAAGGAGACACGCGCAGAGAGGAAGCACCAGAUGUCGGGUGCCUGCUACAAGCGGGACUACGAGAGCGACCGUGAGAACCGCUCCCCUGAGCGCUGCUCCCGCGAGCAUCACCGCGGAGCCGACUUCUCCAAGAGCUCCCUGCCUGAGAGGGGCCGCUUCGACAAGUGCCGGAUCAGGCCCUCGGCCUUCAAGGCGGUGGCUGGGAAGGGGCUGGUCUCCAUGCAGGGCCUGUCUUCAACCAAGGGGCAGAAGCUGUCCAAGAGCAAUGGGAGCCUGCACACGCUGCUGUCGCAGAGCAGCACGGCGACCUCGCAGCAUGGCCCGCUCCGCACCCACCUGCUCCACGCCAUCAGCCUGGAUGAGGCCUCCGACUCCAGCCACAACUCCAUCCAGAGCUUCCCCUCCUACGGCUCCCGUCUCAAACCUGCCCAGAGCCAGUUCAGCGCCUCCAUGGGCCACAUCAACCACAUCGGGGGCUCCUUGGACAGGGGCUCCCGGGGCCCCAAGGACCCCCUGGCUCCUGAGAAGGCACCUCUGUCCUGCAAAAGCAUGGCCACGCUGAGCCGGCUGCAGAGCCCCGGGGAGCCCCCUCCGCCCUACGAGUUCACCUACUCGCUGGAGGAUGCGGUGAAGCAGCUGGAGGACCGGCUGCAGGAGACGGGAGGAGAGCUGCGGCAGCUCAAGAGGAGCCUUAGCGAGACUGAAGACCCCUUCACUCAGGCGUUUGAGGACAAGCAGCGGCUGUGGCUGGACGAGCUGGAGGAUCUGAAGCAGAUGUACAUGGCCCGGCUGCAGCAGGUGACGCAGCAGGCGCAGCGCGGCCAGCGGGCGCUGCAGCUGCAGCUCUACAAGGCGCAGCAGGAGAAGAAGCGGCUGCAGGAGGAGCUGAGCAUGCAGCAGUGCCAGUGUGAGGAGCCCAAGCUCCGGCAGCCCCAGGGUGAGAGAGUCAGCCCCAAGAUGGAGGAGACCAAGUGGGAGGUGUGCCAGAAGGCAGCGGAGAUCUCCCUGCUGAAGCAGCAGCUCCGGGACACCCAGGAGGAGAUGGCUCAGAAGCUGGGUGAGAUCUUCAGCCUGAAGACUCAGCUGCGGGAGGCCAAGGCAGAGGUCCAGGCCAGGGACUCCCAGCUGGCACAACUGGCAGACUCCUUCCAGAGCCCCCCGCAGCCUGGCACCGCACUGCCACUGGGUGAUGACCCCAUGCCAGCCUGCCAGGACUUCCCCGGCUGCGAAACUGACGACUCCAAGUGCCGGGGUCUUCACAGCGACACGGCGGAGCCCCUGGAGCGGCAGGUGGAGUGGCUGUGGGCAGAGCUGCUGCGGGAGCGGCGCCAGGGCCAGCUGCAGGCCGUGAACUUUGAGCUGGAGAGGAAAACCUGGCAGGAGGAGAAGGAGAAGGUGCUGCGGUACCAGCGGGAGCUCCAGGCCAGCUACAUGGAGAUGUACCACCGGAGCCAGGCGCUGGAGCGGGAGCUGCGGCAGCUGCGGUCCGAGCCCCGGGACGGAGGGGCUGACUCGCCCUGGAUCGAGCGGGUGGAAUCCUCCAAGAUCUGAGUGGUGGGACAGACAGCGGGGGUGUGGAGGGGAAGGGCUCUCGCUGCUGCUGCAACAGGGACUGCCCGCCCGGCGCUGCCCUGGGGUGAAGGACUGACUGCGACAAGGGAGCUUUUCCCUCUGGCAGCGCUUCAGGCCCUUCUGGAGGGAGUUUCUGGAGCUGGGGGGGAGGGUCAUCUGUGCCAGGGUGGGGGUCUUGCAUGUGCCCCGUGCUCUGACUCCAGGAGCGUUUGCCCUGUGAUUCCUUCUGCUGUGAGAACAGAAAUCAAGCGCCCUGUGAGACGUUCCCUGUCCCUCCUGCUCUCCCUCUGCCCCUGUUCCCUACAGCCUAGUAACUUAAUGUCUUGCUAAAGAGAGGCUCAGGCCCUGUCCCCAGUGCUGCUGCCUUGCUGUGGGGGUUCCAGCUGGGGCUCACGGGGGCUGCUCUGUCAGCAGCUGAGCCCUGGAGAUAGUGGUGCCCUGUGCCUGCACUCAUCUGUGCUGGUGCCACAGGGAAGGCAGAGGAGGAAAGAGUGAUGAGUGCUGGUACUGGUGAGAGGGGGAGGCAGCAAUCCCGACUCUCCAUUGGGGCUUUUCAUGUCACCAGUACUGGGGCUGCUGUGCACUGGAGGGUGGUUAAUGCAGCUUACCAGCACGGAGCCCUGGAGGCUUUGUGCCAGGAUGGAGGGAAAGCUGGUGCUCUGCCACCCCAGCAGGCCUUUGGGGAAGGGAAGAGAGGACUAGGGCAGGGGGGCUGGGACUCUCCCCAGGCUGGGGAGGAGGUGGGGGUAUCCUCCCAUCACCUCUCUCAGGCCGUGUGAGGGAGACCUGAGGAGCUGGGCCCGUGUUGGGGGGAGAGCGGGGUGCGAGGUGUUGGAAGGAGCGCUGCUCCACGCCUGUAACAGCAGAGCCAGGGGCGGGCCCGGCCCGGCCCAGCCCGGCUCUCCUCGGCCUUUCCCGCAAUAAAACCCAGAUCUCA
This is a messenger RNA of Colius striatus (speckled mousebird), 2872 nucleotides long. It is a transcript of the gene N4BP3, whose product is annotated as NEDD4 binding protein 3. The record is from RefSeq and is a predicted model, not a curated record. Gene Ontology annotation, cellular component: cytoplasmic vesicle. Bases 115 to 1914 code for a protein of 599 amino acids. NCBI's taxonomy places the organism in Eukaryota, Metazoa, Chordata, Aves, Coliiformes, Coliidae. The transcript is spliced from 5 exons.